This is a messenger RNA of Colletotrichum phormii, 2235 nucleotides long. Its product is annotated as Zn(2)-Cys(6) binuclear cluster domain containing transcription factor. Gene Ontology annotation, molecular function: zinc ion binding; DNA binding; DNA-binding transcription factor activity, RNA polymerase II-specific. Bases 1 to 2235 code for a protein of 744 amino acids. Lineage: Eukaryota; Fungi; Ascomycota; Sordariomycetes; Glomerellales; Glomerellaceae. The record is from RefSeq and is a predicted model, not a curated record. Gene Ontology annotation, biological process: DNA-templated transcription; regulation of DNA-templated transcription. The transcript is spliced from 3 exons.
AUGGAGUCUCCCGCAGAGCGCCGCCGCCGCCGCCGUAGGGUCCCGGAUGCAGUCCGGAAGCGGGCACCCCGGGCGUGUGACCGAUGCAAGGCCCGCAAGAAUAAGUGCAUCGAAACUCCUUCCGGGGUAUGUGUGCGAUGUACUGAGGGAUCUCAUCCGUGUCGAUUUGAGAGGGAGCGGAGCCCGGCUGGUGAAGAGAUUGAGGCCUCAGCUUCGACGACGACUUCAAGAAUCACGGGGAUAAGGCCCAUCGGCAUUACAGAGCGAGAGUCGAAUCGGACGGAUAAUGAUGGCUCUUUUACUCUCAACACACCAAUGGGUCAAAGUAUGAACGACCACUUCUCUCCGGCAGAUAGUGCACCCUCAGAAGCCUUCAUGUGGCCGCGCUUUUUGUCUCGUCUCCGGGAUGCCUUUUGCCUCGACUCCCAGCCCCCAUCCGGGGAGCAAGAUAUCGCAAGACUGCAACCUCGAAUCUCAGAUGCUCCUCCAGCAGAUCCUGCCGAACUUCGACGCAUCAAGAGGGCCGUGAAGAGCUUUCCUCCACGCGGCGUUGCUGACUUUCUGGUGUCAGUCUGCAUUGCCUACGGGACCGACAUCUUCUCCUACCUGGAUCAGAGCCACUUCAUGGCGGAGCUUGAUCAACUUUACAAUAACGAGCAAUCGCCUCUAAGAGAAGACACGGGAUUUGUUUGUCUUGUGUUGGCAGUGUUCGCACUGGGGAGUCAGUGGACAGCGCUAGCUAGGCCAGAGGACUUGAGCAACGCAACCUCGACGGAAGACCAGAACUUUGACCCUGGUCGGAUCUUUUACAACCAGGCCCGUAUUCUAAUCUCUGACUUGAUAGAUCGGCCUUGCAUCAAAUCAGUCCAGGCGACGUUCAUACUGGGCGUCUACCUGAUGCCGGCUAGCGCCAUCAGUGCCUCCUAUGUGUACAUGGGAUUAGCACUACGAAAGGCCCUGGCUAUCGGCUUACACCAAGAACCUGACGACCCCUCUCUGAGUGAUGAUGAGAAGGAGACCCGACGGAGGCUUUGGUGGUCGAUUUACUCUCUCGAAAGAACGGUCACCAUUAAGCUCAACCGACCUCGGUCCGUGGACCAGGAGAUCAUCACAGCGUGUCUGCCGAAGCCAACUUCACGAGACGCGUCUCAGAAGUUUGACAACGUACAGCACCAGAUAGCAAAUGCAGCUUUUGUCAGAAUCAUUGACAAGCUUUCUGAACCUGGGGCAUGGUCAAACACCAAUCAUUCGCAUACAGGAGCUUCAAGACGCUCAACGGACGCCCAGAUAUCUCUCAAGGCCUGGAAAAAGAGCCUCCCGCCAUCACUCAAACUACAGAACGUCGACCCAAAGUCAUCCAGCUAUCGUGCCGUCUUCCACUUACACCUAAACUACUACUUCGCCUGGAUCGACAUGGGCAAAGUCUCCGUGGUGACCGUCGUCCGAGCUCGUCUACAAGCAAUCUUCCACGCAAGCGCCGGCCCCUCCGACGUGCCUAGAGACGUCGAGCAAUCCUCAGAGGCAUGUGUCAAAGCAGCCAAAAAGAUGCUCGAGCUCUUUGAGGGUCUUUGCCGCGGCGGCAAUAUGGCGCGAUUCUCAUUCACAGACUUCCAGGGCUGCAGUAUCGCCACCAUCAUUGUGCUACUUGCUGGAAUCCUGGAACGUGAUUCGGGUUACGAGGGCCGGGUAGCUUUUGGGCUGGAUUGCCUCCGCAGGAUGUCCAGCGCAGGGAACACGACGGCAAAGAUGGGAGUUCGUUUUGUUGAGGCCCUGCAGUCCAUUACAAAUGAAGCAAGGUCCAAGCUGGUAAUGGCUCGGAGAAGAGAGAUGAGUCAGGCUCAAGAGUCUUCAUCAGGACAAGCAGAGGGCUACGGGCGAUGGGCAGAAUGGCUGGCCAACGCUGAGGUUGUUGGAAGCCCUUCGGGCGACGAGUCUGAUCUUGAGAUGGAUCAGUCAGGUCAACCAUCGGCUUCUGCUCACGGUCCGUUGACUUCACCAGAUAUUAUGCUCUUUUCACCUUGGGAGGAAGCAGCUGCACUCCAGCUACAAGAGAUGUCGGCUUCUGGAUUCGGCAUGCCAGUAGGGGAAGGAGUAGCAGCUGACGAAAGCACAUUGAUGCCUCUGCCGACGGGCGAAGAGGCCUGGCUGCCAUCAUUUGCGUGGAAUGAUGACCAGAUGUAUCUGAUGGGCUUGACUGGUAUGGACGGCCUAGAUUUCAUGGGAGGGAUUUCGUAG